AUGGCGGUGUAUAAUGCGAGGGAGAAAGCCGAGAAGACGUACCGGCUCGCGGCGGCGGCAGAGGAGCUCUUCCUCGCCGGCAAAAUCCACGACGCGCACAGAAAGGCUAAGAAGGCGAAGCGGUUCUGCCCGUCGCUCCCGGGCGUGGACAACGCACUCACAGUGUACGAGGUCCGCGUCCGCGUCGCUGCGCGCGGCGGCAACGGUGGCUGGCGCGCGAUCCUCGGCAUAGGCCCAGGAGCCGCCGUCGCCGCCGCCGCAGCCAUGCAUGACACCGUCUAA
Messenger RNA from Miscanthus lutarioriparius, 282 nucleotides. The record is from the annotation of a GenBank genome assembly. Lineage: Eukaryota; Viridiplantae; Streptophyta; Magnoliopsida; Poales; Poaceae.